Molecule: messenger RNA, 4883 nt
Organism: Oryzias latipes (Japanese medaka)
Lineage: Eukaryota; Metazoa; Chordata; Actinopteri; Beloniformes; Adrianichthyidae
Gene: trim32
Product: tripartite motif containing 32
Molecular function (GO): protein binding; zinc ion binding
Source: RefSeq, a predicted model, not a curated record
UAUACAGUUUACUUGAUAUCUUGUUGAGGCUUUAAAUAUCUUCAUUGAAUUAACUUUGUUUUAUGUUUGUCACAAAACUAAUAAUAAUAAUAAUAUAAAAGCAAAGAUACUGAACAAUCUUGUUAAAUUGCUAAAAGGUGAAAUUUACAUUUUCCGGAAAAAAACAAAACUUUAUAAAAUACAUUGUAGGUGUUUGACACAAUUUGAUUGGCCGUUUCACUUGUGGCAAACCUACUCAGUAGCCAAUCAAAACAGACGUCAGCCUCGGCAGUGUACGUGUUGCGUAAUACAGCCACACUGCGUAAUUAGGAGUCAACUCUGCAGUCUUUUGCUUGCUGUAGCUGUUUGGAACACUGCACGCCCACUGUGCUUCCAAGCAGCAAACCCCUUAAAGAAAAAGGGAAACGACAUAAUGGCGGCAGCAUCUUCCCCUCUGGACCCAGACCUAUUGAGAGAAGUACUUGAGUGCCCCAUUUGCCUGGAGACUUACAACCAGGAACAGCUGCGACCCAAACUCUUACAGUGUGGCCACACAGUAUGUCGACUGUGUCUGGAGAAACUGUUGGCGAACACCAUCAACGGCGUGCGCUGCCCCUUCUGCAGUAAGGUCUCCCGUAUGAGCAGCAUCUCCCAGCUGGCGGAUAAUAUCACUGUGCUGAAGAUUAUAGAUUGCACCGUGUCCUGCAGCGCUGCCGCUGCUGCACUGAUGUGCAAAUCCUGCUGUAGCCGCCUACCAAGGCAGUACUGCCACGACUGUGCCAUGGUUCUUUGUGAGCUGUGCAAAGUUGAGGACCACCUACACCAAGGCCACUCAGUCCAGACCAUAAGGCUCGCUGCCGAGCAGCGCCGUAAGGAACUUGGAGGCAGGCUGGCUGUUCUUCGUGAUGUCAUGGGAGAGAUUCAGAAGAAAAAGAGAGCAAUAGAAAACAUUUCCAAGUCGCUGAAACUGAAGUACCGGUCAUUUCAGCAGGCGUACGCUACGGCGGAGCAAAGCAUUCAAGAGGAAAUGAGUCGAUCACGAAUGGCGUUCACAGCCUCAAUGGGGGAGGUGGAAAAGAUAAACUCACAGGUCUUAGAGGAGCAGGCAUAUCUCCUCAACAUUGCAGAGGUAAAGGUCGUGUCACGCUGCGAUUUUCUGACUAUGCAGGUCAGGCAGAGUGACACCGCUUUAUUAAAAGACGACGGCCCCAGCUGUGAUGAUGACGAACUGGAUUUGAGGAGCAGUUUGCCUUCACAGUUCCAGCUACAAGAGCCAGGACUGGUCCAAGUGGAGCACUCCAAACCUUUAGAAGUGGGUCACGUAACCACAAACACUUACACUGUCAAUACAGAUGAUCAAGGGGGUUUAGAAGCUGCACAUGACGGGGAUUUGGACGGAGUCGUUGCCACGCUGGGAGCCACCGGUGGUGCUGUGGGGUUUUCGAUGGAUCUUUACAGAGACAUGGACAUGGUGACAGGUGUGGAGGAAGCAGGAUGUGACUCACCCGCCAGCUUUAAAUCCAAGUCCAUGGAUGCGGGUGGAGGAUCACCGGCUGGGGCAAGUUCAGGCCCUCCCGUCUGUCAGUUUGUUAAGAAAAUGGGCUGUAAAGGGACACUGCCUGGCAUGUUCAAUUUACCAGUCGGCAUAUGCGUAACAGGACAGGGUGAGGUGCUGGUGGCCGACCGUGGCAACUGCCGCGUCCAGAUUUUUAACCGCAAAGGCUUCCAGCGCGAAAUCCGACGGAAUGCCAGCAGCAUCGACAACUUCGUCCUGAGUUUCCUCGGGGCUGACUUGCCUAACUUGGUCCCCCUAUCAAUCGCCGUGACCCCACAAGGCCUGAUUGGUGUCACCGAUAACUACGACAACUCUGUCAAAGUGUACACUAUGGAUGGGCACUGCAUUGCUUGCCACAAGAACCAGUUGAUAAAGCCCUGGGGGAUCACAGCCAUGCCAUCGGGCCAGUUUGUAGUGUCAGACGUGGAGGGGGGAAAGUUAUGGUGUCUUGCAGUGGACCGCAACGUGGGCGUGGUCAGCUACAACCGACUGUGCUCUGCUGUCCGCCCCAAGUUUGUCACAUGCGAUGCAGCAGGAACAGUUUAUUUUACUCAGGGCCUGGCUCUGAACUUCGAGAAGCGUCAGAAUGAGCCCCACCUGGAGGGGGGCUUCUCGAUUGGUUCAGUUGGCACGGACGGCCAGCUCGGCAAACAGCUCAGCCAUUUCUUUUCUGAGGCAGAAGACUUUCGGUGCAUCACUGGAAUGUGUGUGGAUGCCAACGGGGAUCUGCUUGUUACAGACAGCGGGAGAAAAGAAAUCCUGCAGUUCCCCAAAGAAGGUGGAUUCAAUGUUCUCAUCCAGGACGGGCUGACCUGCCCUGUGGGCGUGGCCACCACUCACAAAGGACAGUUGCUCGUCCUGGAUUGUUGGGACCACUGUGUCAAAGUCUUUACCUACAUUCAAAGGAGGCAUUCUUCCACUUCCUAAAACAACUGACAGAUUCCUAACUUGGUAAUGAAAGGAGGAAGUCUGUAUUGAAAGAAGAAACAAAAACAAAUAACCUUCAAAUUAAACAUAUUUUAAUCUAGCUUCAGUUUGAAAAUGGGUUUAGAAAAUCAAGACAUUUUCAAAAUUCUAAGGUUGCUUUUUUUUCAUUUCAGUUGUAAAGUAUAUAUAGUAUUGCACCAAAUCCUUUGCAUUUCCAGUGCAUGUUUAGAUCAAACGCACUACAAGCAAAGGAUGCUGCUGCUGCUGUCAAAGGCUUUUCAAGGUGCAGAGAAAACUCCUUUCCUCUGCUAUUUGAUGCCACAUUUCCAUUUUUUUAGCCCGACUAUCAGUUGAACCCUUCAUGGGAUUUUUUGGUUUUGUUUGUAGCUUUGCACAAAACCCCUGGAAGAGAAGCUCAAAUUAAACUUGUACUUAUGUAUAAAAUAAAGCAUAUUCAGGCAUUUGCCCGAUGAAGCACUUUAUUACCGACACCUCACUGUGUCCUAUAGCAUUAGGGUCUAGUAGCACACUCAGUCUGUGGCUUUUAAAGUUUUGUGCAAUUGAUCUAAAGGCAGUAUGAAACCAGAUACCAGCAACAGUCAGGGAACAAUAACUACCAAUUUGCUUCAGGAAAAUAAAAGAAAAAAGGUCCUGCAAAAUCCAAACCUUAGGAAUUUACAUGGAUUUAUAUUUUGCAUUGCAGCAUGCAAAGUUAGAGGAAGAAAAUGUUUUGUUUGAAAAAGCUAACUCUGAGGCUAUUUCAACUUUUAUACAUUAUUUUCAGUUUGUUUUUUUUACUGUUAUGCUUAGGAAUUAUAUUAGGAAUAUCAUAUACCAGUCUAUAAAUGUAUACUUUUUUUUGCCAUGGAGCAGUGUUCUGCCUAAGAGAUCAACACAAAUAAAUUACUGCCUUAUCAAUAGAAAUAAAAAAUAGACUUUAGCCCUUUUAUUAUAGUGAUGAGCACAUUUAAAAAUAAUGUAUAGACAUGCUUCAAAGCUACAGUUAAUACAUUUAGUCAUUUUAAGAGUUUUUGUGAUGUUUUUUUUUCCUUAAGCAUUUUAUGAUCUGUGUGAUUUGAAAGUCAACACUUAGUAAGAUGUUUCUGUGUUCAUGUUUAUUUCUGAUCUCAAGCAUUCAAAGCAACCACAGCUGCAUCUUAAACAUGUCUUCCAUGCUAAAUGAUUACACAUGGAGAACAAUACAAGGAUCUGCCUAACCAAUAAGACGCCCAUUUCUAUUGCAAUGCCUUUAUUUACGGGUCAUUAGCAACAAUGGGGUCGUGUUUAAGUUCCUUUUGCGCUGGGCUUUUGUUCUUUGUGCACUAUUGAGAUGUUAUUUAAUGCCAACACUGCCCUGUUUAUGUGAUAUUCUUCUAUUCUUCUGUCUAUGCUCAAAAGUCAAUUUUGGUUUAAGCUGAAUAGGCUAAUCUGCCUGUAUUUCAUCAAAUCUGCUUAAUCAUAGACCUCUUUUGCAUUUAUGACUACUGUUUUUUUCCCCCUUAACGGGAAGUAGUUGUGUGCUACUGUGUCCAUCCCUAAAGAAAAUCCCAGUUUCUGUUGGAAAAAGUUUAUGGUCACCUUAAGGAAUAUUCAAACUCCAAAAUUACUUAAAGGAAUAACAUUUCUUUUUAAGAUUUUGUUUGAGUUAGGAGUUUUCAUCUGAAACAGCUAUUUUGGUUUCUAGUGCUUUGGGGUUCAACUUGAAAUUUGUUGUUCAUUAAUAUUCAUUAGUUUGCAAAGAAAACUAUAAACAUUUUGAUUAAUUUAAAGAUCACAUUACAACUUAAUUGAAGUCAGAUUCUAUUUUCUUCUGACCCAGUUUCAUCUUUAACAUGUUUUUUCUAAUUGUAGGUUUUUCUUUACACCAAGCUGACCUUAACUGUAUUGGAGCCUGACGUGUAUAAAAAUGGACUAAAGCUUUAUUUCUUUUUUGUUGUUGUAUAAUCUGCUUAAAGACGUAAAGCGAAAUUCAAAAACAAGCUCAAGUGUCAAACUCACCAUGGGUAUUUCCUCUGUGCUUUUUCUUUUAGAUCAUAGAUUUGAUUUAGGUUGUACCAUGUAUACUUUUAGUAUUCCCCACAUGCCAUCUGAUAAUCAGAGUAGUAAUUAUAAAUGCAGUCAUUACAAUAGAUGAAGAGAGAAAGCUGCAUUAAAUCAAGUGUCCUUGUGUCAGUGUGGUGAACGUUUAAGUGUCUCGCAUACCAUAAUCUGAAUUUGUUUAAUUUGACAUAGAUGUCAUCUCGUACUACUGAUCUCUGGUGGUGUUUUUUUUUUUUUCCUUCUGCAAUGAACCAAACUCUUGUCUUUUUUUAUGUUCUUUAGAAACAACACUGUUAGAAAUGUUGAACACAUGUACUCCACUUCAUGUUUGUAAUGUUGAUCAUCAGAGUGCAAUAAAUAUUUAUGAUCCAAACAUUAAAAA